AUGGUGACUGCCAAGGCGUGGGUGCUGAAGAAGCAUUUUGAAGGUUUCCCCCAGAACAGCAACUUUGACCUGAAAAAGAUAGAGCUGCCAAACCUAAAGGAUGGAGAGUUGCUGCUUGAAUCAGUGUUUCUCAGUGUUGAUCCUUACAUGAGACCUUACAGUCAAAGGGACAUGAAGGAAGGGGACAUAAUGAUAGGCACGCAGGUUGCCAGGAUUGUAGAAAGCAAGAAUCCUGCUUUCACAGUGGGGUCCUUUGUGGUGGCUAACAGAGGCUGGAGAACUCAUUUCAUCUCUGAUGGGAAAGACCUACAACUCCUUCCCUCCAGUUGGCCAGAAUCACUUCCCAGAUCUCUAGCUCUUGGGACAGUUGGCAUGCCAGGCCUCACUGCAUAUUUUGGUCUGCUGGAGGUCUGCAAGAUGAAGCCAGGAGAGACAGUGCUGGUUAAUGCUGCAGCUGGUGCUGUGGGCUCUGUGGUGGGGCAGCUUGCUAAAAUUGGGGGUUGCAAAGUGGUUGGCUGUGCUGGCUCAGAUGACAAGGUUGCCUAUCUGAAAAAACUGGGCUUUGAUGAAGCCUUUAAUUACAAGACAGUUACAUCUCUGGAUGAAGCACUGCGUAAAGCCUCUCCUGAUGGCUAUGACUGUUUCUUUGACAAUGUGGGUGGAGAAUUUGCCAGUAUUGCUAUCAACCAGAUGAAGAAAUAUGGAAGGAUUGCGAUCUGUGGAGCCAUCUCUCUGUACAAUGACUCUGUGCCUCAGAAAGGGGCUUAUGUGCAGGUUCCAAUGAUCUUCAAAGAGCUUCAAAUGGAAGGGUUUAUUGUGAGCCGCUGGAACAACCGCCGGGAAGAAGGUGUGAAGACACUGCUAAAGUGGGUUGUGGAGGGAAAACUGAAGUACCAUGAACACGUCACUAAAGGAUUUGAGAACAUGCCAAUGGCUUUCAUUGGAAUGUUAAAGGGAGAAAAUCUUGGAAAAGCCAUUGUGAGAGUUUGAGUGUCAGAUAUUCCUGGGAGGCUGGCACAGGAGAAUGUGAUUCUGUUAAAUGCUCUAUAAUUCACUUGUCAAAAUGUACAACCAGUAUGUUUCAGUC
Messenger RNA from Acanthisitta chloris (rifleman), 1087 nucleotides. It is a transcript of the gene PTGR1, whose product is annotated as prostaglandin reductase 1. Bases 1 to 990 code for a protein of 329 amino acids. Gene Ontology annotation, molecular function: 2-alkenal reductase [NAD(P)H] activity; 15-oxoprostaglandin 13-reductase [NAD(P)+] activity. The transcript has 9 exons. Gene Ontology annotation, biological process: prostaglandin metabolic process. The record is from RefSeq and is a predicted model, not a curated record. NCBI's taxonomy places the organism in Eukaryota, Metazoa, Chordata, Aves, Passeriformes, Acanthisittidae. Gene Ontology annotation, cellular component: cytoplasm.